This is a messenger RNA of Penicillium longicatenatum, 450 nucleotides long. RefSeq lists its product as uncharacterized. The transcript has 2 exons. Lineage: Eukaryota; Fungi; Ascomycota; Eurotiomycetes; Eurotiales; Aspergillaceae. The coding region runs from base 1 to 450 and encodes 149 amino acids. The record is from RefSeq and is a predicted model, not a curated record.
AUGUCGGCUUUCCUCCUCCAAGUGGCGACUAGUGGCACAACGGCCAGUCAUUCCGAUGCAAUCAUUAUAGCCGAUGAUGAGAGAUUACCAAUACCCGAGCCAGGCACCUCGCGACCUCAAAAGGCCCCUCGGCGCGAUUACAGUUACCCUGAUUUUAAGAGUAUGGACUUUAGUGAUGAUGGGGCUGACACAGAACCAUCACGCAAACGCAAAAGAACUGAAACGGGGGAGUCCUCUACUCUGACACGAGCUCCUCACGAGGCCUUAGGAUGUUCGUUUGGAGAGGAACAGGCACAAAAGGACACAAAAGGAGCUAUCACAGCUAAGAAAACUGGACUGCAAGAUCUACUAUAUGCAGCCAGACCGUUGGGUGGCUUUGCUAUGUGGGCACAUGGUCUGCAAGUUGUGCGCAGAAAGUCUUGCGACUCCAAGGAGAUGCCCUCUUUGUAG